UCUCUCUCUGAGCUCGCUCCGUAAUGGGGAAGGCUGGCUGGAUGACCAACAGACGACCGUGGGGAAUUUUACACACAAGCGCUUAAUUCCUUUCGUAUCCUGUGGUUUGGAAAUCUCUCUCUCCCUCUCUCUCUCUCUCUCUCUCUCUCUCUCUCUCUCUCUCUCUCUCUCUCUCCCAUUCCCGCCGAUAGGAGGUGGAUGAGACUCGAGCUAAAAGGACAGGUGGUUUUCCAGAGAGAGUAUAAACAGAGUUGUGUGAGUGAGUGACUGCGGUACACUGCAUGAGUUUCUGCAAAGUUCCCGGCAAGAUGCAUGAACUUAUAGAAGCUUGGAAACCACUGUUGUGUUGUACCAGUUAGCACACCUGAGAGUAACUUGAGUGGUCUGUCUGUGUCUGCUGGCAGGUGACGUCACAUAGACCGGCGCCCGCACCCCGCCAUGGCGUCCAGCCCACCUGAUGGCUCACAGGAAUUGUCCCAGGAAAUGACGACAGAAUCAGCUACACGGGAGCUGUGCAAUGGUGUGGUGGAAGGAAAUGAGGCACUGGUGAGGUCUGCUCUUGCUAUGGGUGCCCGCCCUGAUGUCACUCUCCCUACUCAGUCUGGGGUGUCAUUGUGUCUGGUGUGCGUGGCUGCCAGUGAGGGCCACGACCACCUACUGCCUCACCUACUCCAGGCAGGGCUGAACAUAGAAGGUGGAUGUAACUAUGACAAGACACCGCUGAUGGUGGCUGCUGAGAGGGGCCACACCCAGACAGUGAAGGCAAUGCUCUGUCUCGGCGCGAACCCUCUGGCUACUGAUAGGCUAGGUGAGAGGGUAUGCUGGUGCUGGUGGUAGUGGUGAUGGUGGUGGUGGUGCUGAUGGAGACAGAGGUGUUUUUGAAGAUACUUGUGGUUGUGGUGGUGAGUGUUGUUGCUUUUGUUGUUGUUAGUAGUGGUGGAUGAAUUAUGGUAGCGGCAGAGGUGGUGUUAGCGGUGGUGGUGGUGGUGGUGGUUCAAGUUUGGGAUAUUAGUUGUUAAUGUUUUCUCUUAUUUUUCUACUUCUACGACUUCUACUACUACUACUACUACUACUACUACUACUACUACUACUACUACUACUACUACUACUACUACUACUACUACUGCUGCUACUAC
Molecule: messenger RNA, 1136 nt
Organism: Portunus trituberculatus (swimming crab)
Lineage: Eukaryota; Metazoa; Arthropoda; Malacostraca; Decapoda; Portunidae
Product: ankyrin repeat domain-containing protein 17-like
Exons: 2
Coding region: 439-837 (132 amino acids)
Molecular function (GO): protein binding
Source: RefSeq, a predicted model, not a curated record